Anguilla anguilla (European eel) is the source of this 4748-nucleotide messenger RNA. RefSeq names its product nuclear GTPase SLIP-GC-like. The coding region runs from base 35 to 3394 and encodes 1119 amino acids. The transcript is spliced from 20 exons. Gene Ontology annotation, molecular function: GTPase activity. The record is from RefSeq and is a predicted model, not a curated record. Lineage: Eukaryota; Metazoa; Chordata; Actinopteri; Anguilliformes; Anguillidae.
CAGGACAGAGGAGACUGCUCCAGAGACUGUUCCCAUGGCUCAAAAAGGUCCUUCUUCCGGGACUGCAGGCACUCGUACGGGCGUUGACGCGUGUAAUUCCCAGGGAUGCCGCUGCUGCGGGCACAUAUGGAAGGGUGCUGUUAAAUUUCAGAGCACAGCCACACGAGAACAUUACAACAUCACACAAUAUCUGACAUGCAAGACACCAAGUGUCAUCUACAUCAUCCAGUGCAAAAAAUGCCCUGUGCAGUAUGUUGGGAAGACUUCGACCACACUGCAGAGAACAGUCGAAGAACACAGAGCUUCCAUCACAAAUCAGCAACGUCAGCCAGUCCCUGAUCAUUUCAACAACAAUGACCAUUGUCUUGAUCAUCUGAUUGUAUAUCCAAUUGAGCAGGUCAAUGGUUCUGAAGCACUAAAAGAGAGGGAACUCUACUGGAUCAGAGAGCUUGCAACAAUGGCCCAUGGACUAAAUUUGAUGCCAAAUAUAUGUGAGAAACACAGGACAGAGGAGACUGCUCCAGAGACUGCUCCCAUGGCUCAAGCAGGUCCUUCUUCUGGGACUGCAGGCACUCGUACAGGUGUUGACACGUGUAAUUCCCAGGGAUGCCUCUGCUGCCGGCAAAUAACGAAGGGCACUGAUAAAUUUCAGAGUACAGCUACAGGAAAACAGUACAACAUCACCCAACAUCUGACUUGCAAGACACCAAGUGUCAUCUACAUCAUCCAGUGCAAAAAAUGCCCGGUGCAGUAUGUUGGGAAGACUGCAACCACACUCCAAAGAAGAUUCACAGACCACAGAAGCUCCAUCAGAUAUCGCCAGCAUCGGCCAAUCUCAGAUCAUUUCAACAACCAUGACCAUUCUCUUGAAGAUCUGAUUCUAUUUCCAAUUGAGCAGGUCAAUGGUUCUGAAGCACUAAAAGAGAGGGAAUUCUACUGGAUCAGAGAGCUUGAAACAAUGGCCCAUGGACUAAAUCUGGUGCCAUGUAACUAUGUAGGAGAGCAGCCACUGGAUGAUGGUGAGGCAAGAUCAGAGGGACCAGCUGAUAGACAAGGGGAAGAAUCCAUGGAGUUUCCUCAGAAAGGUAAACGAAAGCUCGGUGGGAAUGGUGAUCGGAAAUCAAAGAGGAGAAAGCUGAAAAAUAAAGGACAGUCUGUGUUUUCAUAUGAAAUGGAAGAAAUCGUCUCAACCUGCGAAGAUGCAUUAGAAGAUGGAAAACAAACCAUAUCUGAGGUUUAUGCCAAACUCAAAGAUGUUUCCUGCAGAGAGAAACAGAGCAUGCGAUUUCUGGAAGACCUAAAAAAGAAGAUCUCUUAUUUAAAAGAAAAUGUCCAAAAAGAGAAAAUUUACAUUGGACUGUUUGGGAAGACAGGAGCAGGGAAGAGCUCACUGAUCAACGCACUUGUCAAUGAAAACCAGCUUCUGCCUUCAGGAAGCAUGCAAGCCUGCACGUCAGUCUUUGUGCAUGUGCAAGCCAAUACAGAUUCCAGCAAAUACAAAGCUGAUAUUGAAUUCAUCAGCCCAGAGGACUGGAAAUCAGAACUACAAUUCCUGGUGGAAUUACUCGAAAAAGAAAAUGACCAACAAAAGACUGCAGAAGAUGAUGGAAUGGUAGAAAUGGCAAGAGAAAAGAUCAAAGCCAUUUAUGGAGAAGAGGGACUGAAGAAAAGUUACAGUGAAUUGGUGGGGGCCAAAGAGUUUCCUGAGAUUCCCAACACAUGCAGGAAGACUAUGAAUUUAGACACCGCCCAAGAACUGUCUCGAAGCAUUGGAUGCUACAUUCGGAGUGAUAAAAAAACAGAGCAGCAGUUCUGGCCUCUUGUGAAGCGAGUCACCAUCUCCUUGCCACAGUCUCCAGCUAUACUGGAGGGGAUUGUGCUGGUGGACCUGCCUGGGGCUGGAGAUGUCAGUAAAAACAGAAGUGAGAUGUGGAAAGAGUGUCUCAGCCAGUGCUCCUCUGUCUGGAUUGUGAAUGAGAUGAACCGUGCCCUGUCUGAGAAAGUUUCUGACGAGAUCUUUGAUGAAUCACUGAGACACGUUGCUGGAGGAGGAGAGUGUCACAACAUCACCUUCAUCUGCACCAAAACAGAUAUCAUCAACCCCGAGGAGAUCAAAGAGAAUUAUCACAUCACAGAUGAGGAUCUUGAAAUAGAACUUGAUACUCAGGAUCCUCAUUAUGAAAGAAGAGAAAAACAAGCAUGUAUACUGUUCCGUAAUGAGAGAUUUAAAGUGGAAAUCAGUGCACACUUGAAAGAGAAAACCAAGAAAUUUCUGCUUGGCGAUGAAGGGGAUUCAGACGGCUUCUUUGAUGUGUACACUGUGAGUUCUGAAGAAUUCAGGAGAAUUGCACAAAGGAAGUCAACUGUUCUGGAUUGCAAUGAAACGGAAUUGCCAUUGCUGAUGGAGCACAUUAAGAAACUGUAUGUCUCCCAUUCCAUGAAGAAAGUGAAAGAUUAUGUAUCUGAGGUUUCUGGAAUCAUUUCAUAUCUUCACUUUUCAAAGGAUGCCCUCAGUUCAAAGGCUCAGACUUCAAAUUCCCAGGAGUUCAGCCGACUUGAAAAGGACCUGGAUAAGACUUGCACUACACUGAAUUCAGUUCUGAGCAGAGCUCACACAAAACUCCAGGAAGGUCUGGUGAUGGGAGCAAAGGAAGCAGAGAAACACUGCCUGACGAACGCCAAAGAGAGAGUGCUGGAACCAAGAUGGUGUGAUAACAGAGGCCACCACAAGACGCUCAAAGCCUUGUGUAAAAAUGACGGCUAUUACCGAUCUGGCAACGGAGUGGUAGUUGAUCUGAACUACACUCUGUCACAACCCAUGUACAAACAGAUGAAUGGCAUCUUUCUGACAACGUUUGGCCCUGGAGGUACGAGAGCAUCAAUCAAUGGGCAAUUUGCAAGUUUUCAAGAGAACUUCAUCAAAGGUGACCUUCUGAAAUAUAACAGAACAAAGAAUAAAGAAAAAUACCUGCGUCUGGUGUACAUUAGAACAGAGCAAAGAAAAUUGCACAAGAAUUUGGAAAAGCAAAUCCUAAAGAGAAAGAAGCUGAUCUACAAUUCCCUCAGUGAUUCAAUCUGUGACACCAUGAUGCCAACAUAUCAAGAAUGUGCUGCUAUCCACGGAAAAGAUGUUUUAAUGAAGUUACAAGAGAAACUGCAAAGUGCAAUUACGAAAUCCAAAAAUUACAUGUUCCGUGAGUCCAUGAAGAAAAUGCUGGUUGAGUUCAGUGAUCUGCAGAAAUACCUUGUGGCAGAAAUUAAGACACAGAUGACAACCUCCUUGAGACUGGCUCUAAACCAGAUCCCAGAUGACAUCACUGGCCUCCCAGAAGUUUCAGAAGAAAUGAAGACAAUGGAGCGAAGCUGUGAAGCUUUAGGCCUCCAGCUUUUUUAACUCAAAGCGGAUGAUGGAUUCAGCUGGACUAGAAUUAUGAAAUGAAAUGGAGAUCACCAUGGCAACCAUCCAAAUACGGUUGCUAAAUUUCUGGAAUAUUCUGGGGUGGACAGAUUAAUGACAGAUUAAUACUGAAUUCCAACAUUUGAUCAGUUGAGAGAGAUUUGACAGUUUAACUGGCCCCUUGGAAAUAUUUUACUCCUAAGUCAAGUACAGUAUGUAUAGCUACGUAUAUAACCAUAGCUUUUUAUUUUAGUGCUAAGUGCUUAUCUUGCUAGCUAGUUACUUAAGUUACCUACUUGAUUCUGCCAGCAAAUCUAAAUAUAAUAAAUAAUAGGUGCACAGGGGAGGGGGGAUGUGUGUGCUCUUUUAAUUCAUUCACUGCUUCGCUGUGCUACAAGGUCACAGAUUCCCAUCUCUGAGUUUGGGGGAAAAGUGGUCUGAAAUGAACACACAGAACCAAUGCUGUUUGUGUGGAAUAACUACAGUCAAGUGAACUCAUCAGUUCAGUUCAGCACAGCAAAGCAAAAAUGUUCCUUAAACAGUUUCAUAUUAAUAUGUUAACAUAUCAUUUUUUAGUAAUUUUAUACAGAAAGCUGAUUUUCUGCACUUCUUAUUUUUAGUGGUGGCUUAAAUUAAAGUAGUUAAAGAAAACAAUUUGUUUAGUUUGGUGUAUGCCAAUAUAGGCUAAUCAUAAUAUUUCAGUGUGUGAUGACUUCUUUGUGUGGGAUUUGUAGUGGGAAACUGGGACUCUUGGGGGUUUCACCAUAAUAUUGUGUGUUUACUUUUUCCAUUCAGUUACUGUAUGCAUUAUAUAAUCAUAUCAAUAAUCAUCCAUAAAGUAGAAUGUAUCCAGUAUAAGGGAAUUAUUCUGUACUGUGUGUGAUUUGUUGUUUACCAGCUGAAUCACUUCAAUUUUUAAAAUAGCUAAAUUGUUACUUGAACUUCAGUCUGAUUCACUUCUCAUUUAGAGAAGCAAGGGCAUGUUGAAUGUACAAAGAAAGUUUGUUCUGGGACUGACAGUUGGUGGGGAGGGAGACGUCUGAUGGCAAAAACAUAUCCAGUUCUCUCUGUGGCAAACCUGACCCAGUUAGGACAGGAGUCCAUGUUGCCUGGCCACAAGCUUGGGUUGCUUGGCAACAGGGAACCUUUUGCUCUCCCAACUCCUCAUAUUACUCACAAAGUUGUGUCUCAUGACAUGACGGAUAAUGUUAUUAGUUUAUCACGACACCAAUGUGACCAAAUGAACAGGUGAUUCUAUACAUUCCUCCAAAAGUCAUGUAUGUCAGAUUAGGUAUAGUGCUGCUUGAAAGUUUGUGAACCCUAUUUUUGUAUAAAAUAUUGAAAUAAACUU